Molecule: messenger RNA, 1259 nt
Organism: Diabrotica balteata
Lineage: Eukaryota; Metazoa; Arthropoda; Insecta; Coleoptera; Chrysomelidae
Source: the annotation of a GenBank genome assembly
UGCCAUUCAGCAAUAUUUUCUAAACUUUUAAUUGGUUCAAUUUAUGUAUUUUAAUUUGUUUAUUUAUACCAAAAUAUGUUUCCAAGGACAAAGAUUAUGGAGGGAUAUAUUGGCGGAUAAAUCGAAAAUUUUAGUAUAAAAUAUUACUUUCUGAUAUUCAUGGCAAAUACUCAAUACUAUGUAAAUUUCUCUUUUAUAAUGCUUUUGAUGGUGUGUAAAGCUGUUUGUUUUAGUAAUAAAUAAACCCAACAAUGUACAGAAGUUUAAAAAAAAAACGUACGCAUAAUAUGAGCAACAUUAACAUCAAAAUAAAGGAAUAAGAAUAAGGACAAUGUUAAUAAAAUAUAAAAUUGUAAGUUCUAGAAUAGUAAAUCUUGCUUUGUCCCAAUCCAAAAAGAUGUCUUUCUGUGCAAACCUUGGUUUCCUAUUUAAGGAAGAAAACAAUUUAAUACAUAGAUAUAAACUAGCAAAACAGGCAGGAUUUUAUGCAGUAGAAACACCCUUUCCAUAUGGAUAUGAGAAAGAUGAAGUAGUAGCAGCUAAAAAUGCUGCAAAUAUCAACCAAGUUCUGAUAAAUAUAUAUACUGGAGAUGUUUCUAAAGGGGAAUUGGGAUUUGCUGCUAUUCCUGGCAAAGAAGAAGAAUUCAAAAAGAGUAUGUUGCUCACAAUAGAAUAUGCCAAAGCGUUGGGUGUCCAGAAAAUUCACAUAAUGGCAGGAAAAAUUACUGGAGCUGUUACAUCUGCUCAUGACACUGCAUACGAAAAUAAUCUUCAAUGGGCAGUACAGUUAUUGGAAAAAGAAGACAUAAUGGGAUUAAUAGAGCCUAUAAACAACUAUUCAGUCCCCAAUUAUUAUUUAAAUUCCUAUGAAAGAGCUGUAGCAGUAAUCAAAAAAAUUAACAGUUCAAAAUUAAAAUUAAUGUUGGACAUCUUUCAUCUCCAAAUGAUAAAAGGAAAUAUUACUAAUUCCAUUGUAGAAAUGAUGCAAUACGUAGGACAUGUUCAAAUUGCACAAGCACCUAAUAGACAUGAACCGAACAGCCCAGGAGAAUUAGAUUAUAGAUAUAUAUUGGAUACAUUAGCUCAAAAAGGAUAUAACGGUUGGAUAGGCUUAGAAUAUCUACCACAGAAUGAGACCGUGGAGGGAUUAUCAUGGAUUAAAAGCUUUGGUUUCACACUUAAAAACAUGUAAUAGAACAAGUUAUAGCUUUUGAUUUAGUUUUAUUUUUCUAUAUUGAAUAAAAACAGAUUACAUAUUU